This is a messenger RNA of Gaeumannomyces tritici R3-111a-1, 1453 nucleotides long. RefSeq lists its product as hypothetical. Lineage: Eukaryota; Fungi; Ascomycota; Sordariomycetes; Magnaporthales; Magnaporthaceae. The record is from RefSeq and is a predicted model, not a curated record. Bases 683 to 1453 code for a protein of 256 amino acids. The transcript has 4 exons.
GGACCGACAGGGGCGGCGAGGCAAAGGCCCCCAACUUUGUGCCCUACAGCUCACUGUAGGAGUACUGAGACAACGCCCGGGUCUCAGGCCUUUUCCGGGAGACGGGGGUCGGCAUCCCCUCAGAUAUGGUGCGGGACAACCUACCCUGGACGCACUCGACGCUCGUCAAGAUGUCCAACGAUAGGCACUCGUACCCGUCGCUCAUGGUGAGUCUGUUCUAGGACAGGGGGCUCAACAACGGCAAGCUGCCGCUCUCGCGCGACCAGUCAAAGGCCCUCUUCCACGACUACACCACGGCGGACAAGGCGGCGGGCUGGACGACAGCGUUACACACCGCCGCCGCGGCGUCGCCCACGGUGGGGUUGCCAACGCCUCCCGCAACCCAGGAACAAGACUCCGGUAUCGCAGGGCUGCCCGCGGGAACACAGCAUCGACCGAGGAGAAGAUCAGAGUCCGAUUCGGUCGCGCCGCACUGCUGCAUCCUGGGCUGGAAGCGGCCGAACCAGCCCCGAGCCGAGCAGACCAGCCAAGCACCCCCUGUAACGGUGGAAUACACCUGUAACAACUGGUGCAGCAAGAAGCUCCAAAACAAGUGCCGGCCAGUCAUGGACAGUUCCUGGAGGAGGUUAAGCACGUGCUCGACGGACGAGAUCAGAUCCUCCUAAUCAACGACUACUCGAAUAUGCUCUGGCUAUUAACCGCGACGGACUUGGUCCGGCUCCAACAUUGGCACCAAGGCAUGGCUCAAGCCGUCUCGGCCAUACCGGAGGACGUGCUUGACAAGAAGCCGCAACUGCCAGGGUCGCCGCCGUUGCCGCACCUCAGCGGCGGUGGCGGCGUCGUCGUCCCCGGCGUAACGGGCCACCGACCGGGCCGGUUCCUGGCCAGGCUGCCCGGUUUGGGCGGCAGCAGCGGGACAAACGUCUACAUCCUGACGGCUGGCGAGUGGGGCGGAGGCGGCGCAAGAGGCCGCGGCCGCCAGAACAGUCACACCGUCAUACAGAUGGUCUCGUUUGGCCACUCCAAGGUCGGCCUCGAACGCCUGCAGCUGCUCGACGACGAGCUCUUGCCCCCCCCUCCGCAGUCGGUGGUGGUGGUGCGGGUCCGACUGGGACAUUGUCGACACGAAGCCGCACACUCGGGGCGCUGGACAAGCAGGAGGACGCCAGGUCGGAGUGCGGCCGUUUGGCCCUGUCGGACGCAGAAGACCUGUUGUCUCAAGCGAAGCCUGAGGAUUUGCCGGGAAAGAAAGAUACCGAGCGACGCGGCGGCAAGACCGACCCCGCCGGAAGUCCCCGGAACCGUUGACCACGAACCAGGCCCGGAAGCCGGCAGUGGCCAACCUCAGGGCCCCGCCCCCGUAGCAGAUCCCCGAGCAGCACUGGCUUUUCGAGACCGCCAAUGGAUACACGCACUGCUGGCCCAGUCCUUUCAGCAGGUUGCCUCGGAGUAA